AUGAUUUAUCACGCUACUGCUACCGGUCCAGUUAAUAUUGCGACCCUUAAAUAUUGGGGAAAGAGAGACAAGGAUCUCAAUCUUCCAACCAACAACUCCAUUUCUGUCACCCUAGAUCAAGCAGACUUGAGGACGCUAACAACUGCCUCUUGUUCAUCCGACUUCAAAAAUGACCAAUUGUGGAUCAACAAUGUCACUUACUCGCUGGAUACACCGCGUUCUAAACAAGUUUUAGCUGAUUUACGUAGCCUAAGAAAAGAGUUAGAAGCUAACGAUGAUGCACUACCUAAAAUUGCCGAGUUCCCUUUGCACAUUGCUUCUGAAAACAACUUCCCUACUGCUGCAGGUCUUGCAUCAUCUGCUGCAGGUUUUGCUGCUAUGAUUUCAGCUAUUGCAUUGUUAUACAAAUUGCCUACCGAUCCAUCAGAAUUGAGUAAAAUCGCAAGAAAAGGGUCUGGCUCAGCAUGUCGGUCACUCUUCGGAGGAUAUGUCGCAUGGGAAAUGGGUAAGUUAGAUAAUGGUGAAGAUUCCAAGGCUGUCCAGAUUGCCGAGAAGAAGCAUUGGCCGGAUAUGAAAGCAGCAAUUUUAGUUGUUUCAGACAUGAAGAAGGAUGUUCCAAGCACAAGCGGUAUGCAAUUGACAGUCCAAACAUCAGAUCUAUUUCAGCAUAGGAUUGAAGAAGUUGUUCCUCAAAGAUAUGAGGAAAUGAGAAAUGCCAUUUUGAAUAAAGAUUUCCCAAAGUUUGCCGAGUUGACAAUGAAAGACUCAAAUUCGUUCCAUGCUGUAUGCUUGGAUUCUUAUCCUCCAAUCUUUUACUUGAAUGAUACUUCCAAGAAUAUUAUCAAGUUGAUUAACCUGUUGAACCAGUCUGCAGGGGAAACCAUUGCUGCAUAUACCUUUGAUGCUGGCCCAAAUGCAGUCAUUUAUUAUGAACAAAAGAAUGAGAAGUUUGUCUUGGGUAUGCUCCAUCAUUUUUUCAGUCAUCUAGAAGGUUGGGCAAAAUAUGAACCUCAAAAUGGUGUCAUUAACGAUUCCUUCCCAUUGUCAGCAUUAGAUAGAGAGGUUUAUUCAAGGGGCGUCUCAAGAAUUAUUUUGACCCAAGUAGGUGAGGGCCCAACUCAAACAAACGAUGUUUUAAUUGACUUAGAGAGCGGAUUGCCAAAGUCCAAUUAG
This is a messenger RNA of Pichia kudriavzevii, 1173 nucleotides long. RefSeq lists its product as uncharacterized. The record is from RefSeq and is a predicted model, not a curated record. Lineage: Eukaryota; Fungi; Ascomycota; Pichiomycetes; Pichiales; Pichiaceae. Gene Ontology annotation, molecular function: diphosphomevalonate decarboxylase activity; ATP binding. The transcript has a single exon. Gene Ontology annotation, biological process: isoprenoid biosynthetic process; isopentenyl diphosphate biosynthetic process, mevalonate pathway. The coding region runs from base 1 to 1173 and encodes 390 amino acids. Gene Ontology annotation, cellular component: cytosol.